AUGAGUGGACGGCUUCUCGCCGCCGGGGUCUUACCCCUAACGCGUCGCGCCGCUGUCCAAGCUGUCCGACGCUACCACCGACUGCCUACCGGAGGGCUUCAAAGCGGCGAUGCCACCAUUCAAGGCGCUCGCCGCCGCAUGUGGUCCCCCGGCAACGCCUUUCAUAAUGCCGUUAUAGUGCGGAACGUGUCGUUCGCGAGGUUCCUGCCGAAGCUCGUUGUCAAGUUUGCUCGCAUUCCCGCUAUGUUCGGGGGGCUUAUGAUCGGCGGAGUCGCGUGGAUUCAAUACCAGGCGAUUCAGGUGAGCAAUUCGGCCUACGAUAUGUACAAGAACACAAAGGAGACCGUCUCCGAUGCCGCCGUCAGUAUCUGGGGCGGAGCCAGGGACAUUGCCAGCCAGACCAGGCAAGGAUGGGAAAAUACGAAGGAGCAGGUGGAGUUGCCUGAAUGGCUGCAAAAGGUUCUCCGGAUACACGAGGACAUAGGGACCGGCGGGGGAGGCUCCGGCGGCCCAGGAGGCGAGGAGCCGCGACAGAGCCGGAUGGGCGCAGCCGCCGCCGGUGCCGCAACCGCCGCCGCAUAUGGCUACGAACAGUCGCCAGAGGAAGACGAGAGAACGCCCGAGGAGGUUGCUAGGGACGACCAGAUGAUGAUCCUCACAAAGAAGAUGAUUGAGAUCAGGAACAUCCUCUCCAAGGUUGGGCAGUCCAGCACCCUGACACUCCCGUCGAUCGUCGUCAUCGGGUCGCAGUCUUCCGGCAAGAGUUCGGUCUUGGAGGCGAUUGUCGGACACGAAUUCCUACCAAAGGGCUCCAACAUGGUCACCAGGAGACCAAUCGAGCUGACCCUCGUCAACACCCCCGAGUCCAAGGCCGAAUACGGCGAGUUUCCCGAUCUUGGGCUGCGCAAGAUUACCGACUUCACUUCGAUCCAGCGGACUUUGACCGAGCUCAACAUGGCCGUUCCCGACACCGAAUGUGUCUCCGAUGACCCGAUUCACCUCACCAUUUACUCGCCUCAUGUGCCUGAUCUCUCCCUUAUCGACUUGCCUGGUUAUAUCCAAGUUGUCGGCCAAAACCAGCCGCUUGAGCUCAAGCAGAAGAUCACGGAGCUCUGCGACAAAUAUAUCCAACCGCCAAAUGUGAUUCUUGCCAUAUCAGCGGCCGAUGUGGACCUGGCAAAUUCCACGGCUCUCCGCGCCAGCAGGAGGGUAGAUCCCAGAGGAGAGCGCACCAUUGGCGUCGUCACAAAGAUGGAUCUUGUCGACGCGCCCAGGGGCGCUGCCAUUCUCAACGAUAAGCAAUACCCACUGCGGCUAGGAUACGUCGGUGUGGUGUCAAAAGCGCCGACUACAUCAAGCCUGUUCAAGAAGGACACGGGCAACCUUAUGGCUGCCAUCAGUAAGAAUGAAAACGCCUUCUUUUCAUCACAUCCUGUGGAGUUCGGCACCGAUGCGGGGGUCGCAGUCGGUACCACCACCUUGAGGAAGAAGUUGAUGCACGUCUUGGAGCAGACCAUGUCUGCCAGUCUGCAGUCCACCAGCGACGCCAUACAGCAGGAGCUGGAGGAGGCGACUUAUGAGUUCAAGGUCCAGUACAACGACCGUCCCUUGUCGGCAGAGUCGUAUCUGGCCGAGAGUCUCGACGCUUUCAAGCACUCGUUUAAGCAGUUCGCAGAGGAGUUCGGACGGCCCCAGAUGCUCCAGCUGCUUAAGAACGAGCUGGAUCAGCGAGUCCUCGACCUGCUCGCACAGAGAUAUUGGAACAAGCCUAUCAAUGAUCUCUCCCCUGCAACCCCGGAGCCGGAUAGUCUGGCGGAUCUGCCAAAGGCAGACCCUGAAUCUUUGUAUUGGCACCGCCAGCUCGAUGCGUCAACUUCGCAGCUUACCAAGCUCGGAGUCGGCCGUCUCGCCACCACCGUCGUUGCAAACACCAUCCAAUCGCAUAUCGAUCGACUGAUCGCACAAUCUACUUUUGCGAGCCAUCCAUUUGCCCGCCAGGCCAUCACCGAGGCGGCCUCGAGUAUCCUGAACGACAGGUAUUACAGCACGAGCGACCAGGUGGAGAAUUGCAUCAAGCCAUUCAAGUUUGAUAUUGACCUGGAAGAGCGUGAAUGGAACGCAGGCAGGGAGAAUGUCGCCAACGUCUUGAAGAAUGAGCUAGCUGCUUGCCAAAACGCCACCAAGCACCUGGAAGAUGCUGUAGGGGGCAAGCGUAAGCUCAAGGAAGUCGUUACCUUCAUCGACCGAGUGAGGAAGGGUGACACCGUCAUUGAGGGCGAAGGCCGGAGCGGUGCGGGGGGCUUCAGUGCCGCAUUGUUGCAAAAAGGUCGCGAAGCCGUUUUCCUCCGCGAUCGGGCCGACAUCAUCAACAUGCGCCUGCUGGCCGUCAGGUCCAGGCAGUGCAAGUCCAUGACGAACAAGUACUACUGCCCCGAGGUCUUCCUGGACGCCGUCGCCUCCAAGCUGGCGGCCACCUCUGUGCUCUUCCUCAACGUCGAGCUGCUGUCGGAGUUCGUCUACAACUUCCCGCGCGAGCUCGACCAGCGGCUGGGCCGCCACCUCUCGGACGAGCAGAUGGAGCGCUUCGCCAAGGAGGACCCCAAGAUCAGGAAGCAUCUCGAGGUCAUCCGCCGCAAGGAGCUACUGGAGCUCGUGCUGGACAAGAUGCAGAGCCUCAGGCAACUCGAGGGCCGCGAAAAAGCGUCCCAGAGGGGCGCCGCGAGGCAGAAGGGCGCCGAGAAGCAGAGGGGAUGGGGGAUUUUCUGA
Thyridium curvatum is the source of this 2766-nucleotide messenger RNA. RefSeq lists its product as uncharacterized. Bases 1 to 2766 code for a protein of 921 amino acids. The transcript has 3 exons. NCBI's taxonomy places the organism in Eukaryota, Fungi, Ascomycota, Sordariomycetes, Thyridiales, Thyridiaceae. Gene Ontology annotation, cellular component: cytoplasm; microtubule; membrane. Gene Ontology annotation, molecular function: GTPase activity; microtubule binding; GTP binding. The record is from RefSeq and is a predicted model, not a curated record.